AUGUCCGUGUCGUUGUCUGGCAAGUACACCAACUUUGGUGUCUUCAAGCUUUAUGGCGACAAAGCCCUGGAUCGUGUUCUCGACAUCUUUUUCCAGUUGAUGCUCGCCAUCCCGGUGGCAGACAUGAUUGCGUUCCCUAAGCUGGGCGCGUCGUUCUUUAGCGUGAUCGACGUGUUUGCGACGGACCAUAUGACUGGAAUGCCAAGCAUGCCGCAGCCAGUCCUGGAGUACAUUUUCAGGGCGGUAGGCGAGAGUGUCCCGUUGCUGGGCCAAGACUCUUCGUGCUCGACGAUGGCCUGCUCAGCGAUUGACAAAAUCUGCUCUUUUGUCCUCAACUGGCUCAUCAAGAACAAUACCCGCAUUUCGGACAGUGCUGACAGUGCGGACGAGAUGUUGGAAACCGAUGAAGUCGAGGAUCCAGUUCGCAUUGCACGAGACCGCCUCUUGUCGACUGGAAGCAUCAAUGGCGCCGCUGCUGCUGCUGCUGCUGCUGCUGCAAGUGCCGCAGCUGGCGGUAGAGGAAGCGUCGAUUUGUCAGGAGGAGCCAGCAGUCUCUUGUCGAAGCGACUUCGAGAGCAACAGCAGCAGGAAGGGGCACAUUGGUUGGUCGAGUACGUCUUGAGGAACAAGGAUGUCAUGAACUACCUCCUUGUUGUCCUUUUCAGCGUCGUUGUCUUUGAGAACCGGAAUAACCACUGGGCCCUGAGCCGACCUUUGCUUGGCCUGAUCCUGCUGAACAGAGACUUUUUUGCAGAGUACACCAGCCUGUUUGUCCAGGCACAGUUGCCAGAUCGACGAGAGCCUCUCCAGAAGCUUGUCCAUGGGCUCAUGGAGGGCAUCGAAACCAAUCUGUCGACGGCCAACAGGGAUCGCUUCACAACCAACACCAAUGCCUUCCGCCGCGAGUGCUCCCAAAUGACACUGAUGCCUGUCUCGCCAGACGAUUCCGGCAUCAUGUCCUAA
Molecule: messenger RNA, 963 nt
Organism: Linnemannia hyalina
Lineage: Eukaryota; Fungi; Mortierellomycota; Mortierellomycetes; Mortierellales; Mortierellaceae
Source: the annotation of a GenBank genome assembly